Messenger RNA from Manihot esculenta (cassava), 2000 nucleotides. Its product is annotated as cytochrome P450 84A1. Gene Ontology annotation, molecular function: heme binding; iron ion binding; monooxygenase activity. The record is from RefSeq and is a predicted model, not a curated record. NCBI's taxonomy places the organism in Eukaryota, Viridiplantae, Streptophyta, Magnoliopsida, Malpighiales, Euphorbiaceae. Gene Ontology annotation, biological process: lignin biosynthetic process. The coding region runs from base 76 to 1659 and encodes 527 amino acids. The transcript has 2 exons.
UAUCUUGUGCAACCCAGCUGCUCCCAUUUCAACUAGCAGUAUACACUCACAGAGAGAAUCACAAGUUUACCCGCCAUGGAAACACUCAGACAGAGCAUUACAAGUUUACCCACCUUGGAACCUCUUCUCCAAGCGCUGCAACCUUUACCUUUCACUAUUUUCCUCAUUAUUCCUUUACUAUUCCUACUAGGCCUAAUCUCUCGCCUUCGCCGAAGAUUGCCAUAUCCUCCAGGGCCCAGAGGCUUGCCAAUUAUAGGUAACAUGCUGAUGAUGGACCAGUUAACCCACCGGGGAUUAGCUAAACUGGCUAAAGAAUACGGUGGCUUGUUCCAUCUUCGCAUGGGGAACAUUCAUAUGAUGGCUGUCUCUUCUCCUGAUAUAGCUCGCCAAGUUCUUCAAGUUCAAGAUGCCAUUUUCUCUAAUAGACCUGCCUCUAGAGCCAUCAGCUAUCUCACUUAUGACCGUGCAGAUAUGGCCUUCGCUCACUACGGCCCUUUCUGGCGCCAGAUGCGUAAGCUCUGCGUCAUGAAGCUAUUCAGCCGUAAAAGGGCCGAGUCGUGGGAGUCUGUGAGGGAUGAGGUUGAUUUUAUGGUUAAAACCGUUGUAGCCAACAAAGGCAAGCCGCUGAAUGUUGGAGAGUUGAUCUCUAAUCUAACCAUGAAUAUUAUUUAUAGGGCUGCUUUCGGUUUCAAGAACGAAGGACAAGAAGAGUUUAUUCGGAUUUUGCAGGAGUUCUCCAGGCUUUUUGGUGCUUUCAACGUUGCUGAUUUCAUUCCUUGGCUUGGAUGGAUUGACCCACAUGGCCUCAAGCUCAAUUUUAGACUUAUCAAGGCACGUAAAUCACUUGACAGAUUCAUCGAUUUGAUCAUCGAUGCACACAUGCAGAAAAGGAAGCAGGAUAAUGUCUCUGUCUCUGAUGAUAACACUGAUAUGGUGGAUGAUUUGCUAGCUUUCUACAGCGAUGAAGCUAAAGUAAACGAAUCAGACGAUCUCCUGAACUCCUUCAAAAUCACUCGAGACAACAUCAAAGCUAUUAUCAUGGAUGUCAUGUUUGGUGGGACAGAGACGGUGGCAUCGGCGAUAGAGUGGGCCCUGACGGAGUUGAUCAGGACUCCAGAAGAGUUGAAAAAGGUGCAGGAAGAGCUCGCAGAGGUGGUGGGUCUAGAGCGGCGCGUAGAGGAGAGCGAUUUCAAGAAGUUAACAUACCUAAAAUGCACACUGAAAGAGACACUAAGACUUCACCCACCAAUCCCACUUCUCUUGCAUGAGACAGUGGAGGAUGCAGAAGUCGCCGGAUAUUACAUCCCGGCGAAGUCUCGGGUCAUGAUAAAUGCAUGGGCUAUGGGAAGGGACAAGAACUCGUGGGAGGACCCAGAAACUUUCAGGCCAUCUAGGUUCUUGAAAGGAGCGCCAGAUUUUAAAGGUUCAAAUUUUGAGUACAUUCCAUUCGGUUCGGGUCGGAGAUCCUGCCCGGGGAUGCAACUGGGACUCUACGCUCUUGAUUUGGCAGUGGCUAAUCUCCUUCACUGUUUUACAUGGGAAUUGCCUGAUGGGAUGAAACCCAGUGAAAUUGACACCAGCGAUGUAUUCGGACUCACCGCUCCUCGGGCAACCCGACUCAUUGCGGUUCCCAACCUGCGUGUGUCGCCGCCGCUCUAAAAAACACACACAUAUAUAUAAUUAGACAAAGAAAAUAAAUGGAUUUGGAAUAUGGAUUUGAAUUUAGAAACAUUUAGGAAACAGAUGGCAAAACCGUACAGGGUGAAUUUGCAGUGGAUUUUUUUUUUCUCACUUGUAUAAAAGAUAAAUAUAUAUAUAUUGAAGGGAAAAAAAAAAGAAAGGGAGAAUAAUAUCUGAAAAGGUAAUUACCAUGGGAGAAAUGGAAUAUCCAUUUCUCUUUCAUUUACUCUUUCUGAUUUUAGUGGCACUCAAAUAAAGUUUGCAAACUAAAUUGUACCUUGUUUAUUUCUUUCUCUUUUAUAUAUAUAAAAGUUGAUAUG